AUUCAGUCAAACAAUUUUCUUGUUUAGCUUCUAUUUAUUUAUUUUUACUUUUUUUUAUUUUUUGUUAAAGUACGUCAAAAUAACAAUUAUGGCAUUCGGCAAAGCGGUGUUGCUGUGCUUCCUUGUGCUUGGCGUCAGUUUGACAAGUGCGACGCCCAGACAUCAUCGAGGUAAGGGAUUGAGAAAUUUGAAACCUGUGAGAUUGGAAGAUGUGAUCCCAAAUAAAUUUGGACAACGAGGAUUUAAUGGAACGUGGGUGGCAAAUGAUGCCUUUACUUAUUAUGAUGUCGAUCGGAAUUUGAUGAAAAUGGAUUUGGUUUCGAAUCAACAUGAGAGAUUGUUGGGAUUUGAUGUUUUGAAACAAUGGAACGCCACAAGCACCAAAAUGAACAAACAACAAACCCGUCUCUUACUCCGUUACGCCGAUCGUCCAGUGUUUCGUCACAGCAUUCUUGCCAAAUAUGUCGUUUACGACCUCGAACAACGCCUUGCCAUUGACGUUGCCGGUCAAAACGAGCUUUGGGAAUGUACUUGGUCCCCAACGGGCGAUGCCAUUGCCUACGUCAAGCAAGACAACAACGUUUAUUACUACAGCUUAACGACCAAACAAGAAAUGCAAGUCACAACUGACGGCUUGGUUGUCGAUAAUUCCGGCAUAAUUUACAACGGCAUCUCCGACUGGGUGUACGAAGAGGAAGUUUUCUCCACGAAAAAUGGCAUGUGGUUCUCGCCGAACGGAAAAUAUCUCGCAAUGGUGCAUCUCGAUGACACGCACGUGCAUAACUUCACGUACAACAUUUACGGCGCUCCGGGCACGAUCGAGAGUCAAUAUCCGGCGGAAAUUACGUUGCGUUAUCCGAAAAGUGGAACUCCGAAUCCGACAGUUGAGUUGCGGGUCAUCGAUUUAGAGCAAUUUACGGCUUUUGUGACAUACAAAGCGCCUCCUGCUUUGGGCUCCGAACCAAUUUUGGGAAGUGUUUCGUGGAUCAACGACAAAGUUUUCGCUCCAAUGUGGCUGAAUCGUCGUCAAAAUCAUGCUUUGUUCGUGUCGUGCGACGCUUCCAAGGCACGAGCUGAUUGCUUGACGUUACACGAGAAAUCCGAGCCCAAUGGAUGGGUUGAUGUCACGUCGCUCGAUUGUCACACAAUUGAAACCAAAGAAAUUUGCUUCUUCAAGGAAAACCAAAAUGGAUGGACUCGUUUGAUGGAACUGAAUUACGUAUCGAAAGAAAUCCGCGCUUUGUCUCCAACACUAACAACUGUCCUCCAAAUCAAGGGAUAUCACAAAGAAACGAACGAAGUAUAUUUCGUGGCAACGGGCAUCGCAAUCGACGAAAUCACGAAUCCAGCAUUGCAACAUUUGUACGUUUAUGACCGGAAAUCGUCGCAAGUCAAAUGCGUUUCUUGCGAAAUUUUGAGUCCCGAAGGCGAUAAAUGCUCCUUUGUCUCCAGUGUGACCUUCAGCAACGAUUUCAACUUUUUCGCCGUGACUUGUGGCGGUCCGGGUCCCGCUUACGUUCGAAUUAUGCGAAAUGGCGCCGUUUUGCGAGCCCUUGACUUGUGGGAGGGAAAUUGGGGUGUGCGUCAACUUUUAGGAGAAUAUCAAAAAACGCGCGUAAUGUACUUACGUGUGCCCGUGGGACCCAAAAAAGAACAUUCCGCCAUCGUGAAGCUCCAACUCCCGAGUUGCUUUGAACAAGGCGCGAAACGUAAAUAUCCGAUGAUUGUUGAUGUGUACGGUGGUCCAGGAUCUGUUCGAAUUCAGGAUUCGUUCAGCAUGGGAUUCGGCGAUUACAUGGCGCAGAGCAAAAAUGUCAUUUAUGCGAAAAUUGAUGGUCGAGGCAGUGGCAACAAAGGCACUGAAAUGCUUUUUACCGUCAAUAACGCGCUCGGAAGUGUCGAAAUUGAAGAUCAAAUUGAAGUUACGAAAGCUUUGGUGGCAGAACUUGGAUUUAUUGAUGCGGAUCGUGUGGGAAUUUGGGGUUGGAGUUACGGGGGUUAUGCAACUGGCAUGACUUUAGUUAUGGAUAAGGAAAAAGUCUUCCAAGGAGGCAUUUCUGUGGCGCCGGUGUCGUCUUGGAUCUAUUACGAUACGAUUUAUACGGAAAGAUUCAUGGGAACGCCCGAAGAAAAUCCAGUUGGAUAUGAAAAAGGAGAUUUGACGCAACGAGCAAAGGAUAUGAAGGGACAUGAGUAUCUCUUGAUCCAUGGAAAUGCUGAUGAUAAUGUGCAUUAUCAACAAGCAAUGGUGUGGGCACGUGCUCUUGAACUUGAAGAUGUGCUUUUCGAACAACAGAGUUAUCCUGACGAAGCCCACGGUCUAAACGGAGUUUCAAAACAUUUAUACCACACGAUGGAUGAAUUCUGGCACCGAAUCCUUAAACUAACCAAAGCUGACGAGACAUGCGAACAAGCAAAAAGCUACUGGAAAUGGUUCUAAACCGCAAAAAGACUGUUAACAAAACUUCUUUUUAAUAAAACAAAAAAAAAUA
Culicoides brevitarsis is the source of this 2492-nucleotide messenger RNA. RefSeq names its product venom dipeptidyl peptidase 4-like. The record is from RefSeq and is a predicted model, not a curated record. The transcript has 4 exons. Gene Ontology annotation, cellular component: plasma membrane. NCBI's taxonomy places the organism in Eukaryota, Metazoa, Arthropoda, Insecta, Diptera, Ceratopogonidae. Gene Ontology annotation, biological process: proteolysis. The coding region runs from base 89 to 2440 and encodes 783 amino acids. Gene Ontology annotation, molecular function: serine-type peptidase activity; dipeptidyl-peptidase activity.